AUGAGGUCCCUUCGUGUGCUCAGUGCUGCGCUGCACACCCUGCUUGCGCUCGGCGCCGUCGCCGUCAGCGCCGAGGACGUCCUGAUCAGCAAGCGCCGCCUGAGCAAGCGCUUCAUCGACGAGAAGGGCAACUACAACAUCUCGUUCUACCACAUCAACGAUGUGCACGCCCACCUCGACCAGUUCGCCCCGGCGGGCAACGACUGCACCAAUCCGUCCAAGGGCUGCUACGGCGGCUAUGCGCGCGUGCGCACCGCCGUCAACCAGACGCGGCCCUCGCACCGGGACAGCCUCUUCCUCAACGUCGGCGACGAGUUCCAGGGCACGCUUUUCUACCAGUACUACGGCGGCGAGAAGAUCGCCGCGACGCUCAACCAGAUGGGCUUUGACGGCAUGACGCUCGGCAACCACGAGUUCGACGCCGGCGACGAGAAGCUGGGCCAGUUCGUCCAGAAUCUGACCUUCCCCAUCAUCUCGGCCAACAUCCACUCGCAGAACGAGAAGCUCAACAAGACCAUCAAGCCGUUCCACAUCUACGAGCAGUACGGCCUGGCCGUCAUCGGCGUCACCACCGAGACCACGGCCAGCAUCUCCAAGCCCGACAAGACCACCGUCUUCAGCAACGCCGUCGAGGCCGUGCAAAACACCAUCAACCUGAUCAAGUCGACGACCAACAUCACGCGCAUCGCCGCCAUCACGCACAUCGGCUACCAGGAGGACCAGAAGCUCGCCGAGGCCACGACGGGCCUGCACCUCAUCAUGGGCGGGCACUCGCACACGCCGCUCGGCGACUUCAAGGGCGCGCAGGGCCCUUACCCGACCAUCAAGAAGAACAAGGACGGCGACGAGGUCUUCAUCGUCACGGCCUACCGCUGGGGCGAGUACCUCGGCUACAUCGACGUGACGUACGACCCGAGCGGCAAGAUCCUGGCCUACCACGGCGGCCCGAUCCACAUGACCAACGCGACGGCGCAGGACAAGCAGCUGCAGGACCAGAUCAACGAGUGGCGCAAGCCGUUUGAGGCCUUCGCGGCCGAGAAGGUCGGCGACACCAAGGUCGUGCUCGACGCCGAGAAGUGCAAGUCGGAGGAGUGCCUGCUGGGCGAUGUGAUUGCUGAUGCUAUGAUGGCUUACGCCCACAACUCGAGCUCCAAGGCCGUCUUCGCCAUCACCAACGGCGGUGGCGUUCGCGCUACCAUCGACGCCGGCCCCAUCACCCGCGGCGAGGUCCUGACCUCCUUCCCCUUUGGCAACGCCCUCGUCGAGCUCGAGUUCAAGGGCGAGGACCUGUGGAAGGUCUUUGAGGGCUUCUUCACGGGCGUCAACCAGUUCAACAAGCAGAAGGUCACGUCCUUCCCGCAGAUCUCCAAGGACGUCCGCGUCACCUACAACCCGGCCAACCCGGCCGGAUCCCGCCUCGUCUCCGUGGACAUCCAGGGCAAGCCGCUGGACAAGAGCAAGACGUACAACAUUGUCACGGUCGAUUUCUUGGCCAGCGGUGGCGAUAGCUUCUUCGUGGCCAGGGAAGGGUUCGCGACGCUGGAUCCGCUGGAUGCGGUGCUGAUCAGUUAUUUCAAGACACAGGGUACCUUGGAUGUCAAGACAGACGGGAGGAUCGCGACCACGGACAAGUCGGCCAGCGGCGGUGGCGGCAGCAAUGGCACGUCCACUACGACAGCCGCCGGGCCCAAGAAUACCAAUGCUGCUUCUGGCAUUGGCCAGUCAGCUAUGGCUGGGUUUGCGGCUGUGAUGCUGGGUGCUUUUGUCCUCCUGUAA
Thyridium curvatum is the source of this 1776-nucleotide messenger RNA. RefSeq lists its product as uncharacterized. Gene Ontology annotation, molecular function: metal ion binding; hydrolase activity, acting on ester bonds; nucleotide binding. Gene Ontology annotation, biological process: nucleotide catabolic process. Bases 1 to 1776 code for a protein of 591 amino acids. The record is from RefSeq and is a predicted model, not a curated record. The transcript has 2 exons. Lineage: Eukaryota; Fungi; Ascomycota; Sordariomycetes; Thyridiales; Thyridiaceae.